UGUGCUAGCCCCGCCCCGCCCCGGCCGCCGCAGCGAUGGCGGCGCCGCGCCCGGCCUGGCCCCGCUCCCGCUGGAGCCGCCGCAGGUCCCGGAGAUGCUGGUGCGGGCAGCAAGUUCAUCCGCUGGGACGAGGAACCGGCCACCCGCACCCUGGUGACGCUGCGCGUCGACCCGAUGGCUUCUUCCUGUACUGGACCGGCCCCAGCAUGGAGGUUGACCUGUUGGACAUCUGUGUGAUCCGCGACACCCGGACCGGGCGCUACGCGCGGGUGCCGAAGGACCCCCGCACGCGGGAGCUGGUUGGGGUUCGGGGGCCCGGGGGGGCACCCCCAGGAGCGGCUGCUCACGGUGGUUCACGGCCCCCGACAUGGUCAACGUCGCCUUCCUCAACUUCGUGGCCGUGCAGGACGACGUGCCAAGGGUAUGGACCGAGGAGCUCUUCAAGUUGGCCACCAACAUUCCUGGCGCGAAACGCGUCGCGCAACACGUUCCUGCGCAAAGCCUACACGAAGCUGCGGCUGCAGGUGAACCAGGACGGGCGCAUCCCUGUCAAGAACAUCCUGAAGUUCUCAGCUGACAAGAAGCGGGUGGAGACGGCGCUGGAGUCCUGCGGCCUCAGCUGCAACCGGAGCGACGCGAUCCCCCCCGAGGAGUUCACCCUCGACACGUUCCGGCGGUUCCUGAGCAAGCUGUGCCUGCGCCCCGACAUCGACAAGAUCCUGCUCGAGAUCAGCACCGUGGGGAAGCCGUAGCUCAGCCUGGAGCAG
Strigops habroptila (Kakapo) is the source of this 767-nucleotide messenger RNA. RefSeq names its product 1-phosphatidylinositol 4,5-bisphosphate phosphodiesterase beta-3-like. Bases 36 to 752 code for a protein of 238 amino acids. The transcript is spliced from 9 exons. The record is from RefSeq and is a predicted model, not a curated record. Lineage: Eukaryota; Metazoa; Chordata; Aves; Psittaciformes; Psittacidae.